This is a messenger RNA of Odocoileus virginianus texanus, 5468 nucleotides long. The record is from RefSeq and is a predicted model, not a curated record. NCBI's taxonomy places the organism in Eukaryota, Metazoa, Chordata, Mammalia, Artiodactyla, Cervidae.
CCGGGCUCGCGCGGGAGAAGAGGGAGGAGAAACUUUGCCUCUUAUUGUUUUUCAUCCUUAAGUGUGAGGAACUCUGUCGGGGAGGAAAAAUGUCCUUCUUCAAUUUCCGUAAGAUCUUCAAGUUGGGGAGCGAUAAGAAGAAGAAGCAGUACGAACAUGUGAAGAGGGAUCUGAACCCGGAGGAGUUUUGGGAAAUUAUAGGAGAGUUGGGCGACGGAGCCUUUGGCAAAGUGUACAAGGCCCAGAAUAAAGAGACCAAUGUUUUAGCUGCUGCAAAGGUGAUUGACACCAAAUCUGAAGAAGAACUUGAAGACUAUAUGGUUGAAAUUGAUAUAUUAGCAUCUUGUGAUCACCCUAAUAUAGUCAAGCUUCUAGAUGCCUUUUAUUAUGAGAAUAAUCUUUGGAUCCUCAUUGAAUUUUGUGCUGGUGGAGCAGUGGAUGCUGUGAUGCUUGAGCUUGAGAGACCGUUAACUGAGUCCCAAAUACAAGUAGUUUGUAAGCAAACUUUAGAGGCUUUGAACUACUUACAUGAUAAUAAAAUCAUCCACAGAGAUCUAAAGGCUGGCAACAUUCUUUUUACCUUAGAUGGAGAUAUUAAGUUGGUUCCUCAGGAAACAAGAAGACAAAAGAAAACAUUGAAGAAAACACGCAAAUUUGUUGUUGAUGGUGUAGAAGUAAGUGUAACAACAUCAAAGAUAGUUACUGAUAGUGACUCCAAAACCGAAGAACUGAGGUUUCUUAGACGUCAGGAACUUCGGGAAUUAAGAUUUCUUCAAAAAGAAGAACAAAGAGCCCAACAGCAGCUCAAUGGCAAACUGCAGCAACAGCGAGAGCAAAUUUUCCGACGUUUUGAGCAGGAGAUGAUGAGCAAGAAACGACAAUAUGAUCAGGAGAUUGAAAAUCUAGAAAAACAGCAGAAACAGACUAUUGAACGUCUAGAACAGGAACACACAAAUCGCUUACGAGAUGAAGCCAAACGCAUUAAAGGUGAACAAGAAAAAGAGUUGUCCAAAUUUCAGAAUAUGUUAAAGAACCGAAAGAAGGAGGUUAUAAAUGAAGUGGAGAGAGCACCCAAAGAGCUGAGAAAAGAGCUCAUGAAACGCAGGAAAGAGGAGCUUGCACAAAGCCAGCAUGCUCAGGAACAAGAGUUUGUUCAGAAGCAACAACAAGAAUUAGAUGGCUCUCUGAAAAAGAUCAUCCAACAGCAGAAGGCAGAGUUAGCCAAUAUUGAAAGAGAGUGCCUGAAUAACAAGCAACAGCUCAUGAGAGCUCGAGAAGCUGCAAUUUGGGAGCUUGAAGAACGACACUUACAAGAAAAACACCAACUGCUCAAACAGCAACUCAAAGAUCAGUAUUUUAUGCAGAGACACCAGCUACUUAAGCGACAUGAGAAGGAAACAGAACAAAUGCAGCGUUACAAUCAACGACUUAUUGAGGAGUUGAAAAACAGACAGACUCAAGAAAGAGCAAGACUGCCUAAGAUUCAGCGUAGCGAAGCCAAGACUCGAAUGGCCAUGUUUAAGAAGAGUUUGAGAAUUAACUCAACAGCAACGCCAGAUCAGGACCGUGACAAAAUUAAACAAUUUGCUUCUCAAGAAGAAAAGAGGCAGAAAAAUGAGAGAAUGGCUCAGCAUCAAAAACAUGAAAAUCAAAUGCGGGAUCUUCAGCUGCAGUGUGAAGCCAACGUUCGCGAGCUGCAUCAGCUGCAGAAUGAAAAAUGUCACCUCUUGGUUGAACAUGAGACUCAGAAACUAAAGGAGUUAGAUGAGGAACACAGCCAAGAGUUAAAGGAAUGGAGGGAGAAAUUGCGACCUAGGAAGAAGACCCUGGAAGAAGAGUUUGCUAGGAAGCUACAGGAACAGGAAGUGUUCUUUAAAAUGACUGGGGAGUCUGAAUGCCUUAACCCAUCGACACAGAGCCGGAUUUCCAAAUUCUACCCUAUUCCUAGCUUGCAUUCCACUGGAUCAUAACAAUGGGAAGCAUGCUGUGGUUGGGUUUGACUCUUUAAGUACGUCAUUCUGUUCUCUUCGUCUUUAGCCAUAGUCUAUCAGAGAGCUCACGAAGACAAUCACCUGCCUCACCUUCUAGGUGUUUUUUGUUUGUUUUACUUGUUUAGUAACGAUGAAGGGAAAGGAACUAAGACAGAUGCUGGGCCAUGUUGGCAAAGUAGCAUCUUGCAGUAAUUCCCUAAGGUGAUUUUUGUAUAUACUCUUAAAAAUCGUGUUAUUUAGAUACUGUUACCUGAAAGUUAUUUAAAGAAAACUGUUACGUCAUUUAAGUAUUAGUAAAUAUCUUUUUACAUGACUUAACUUCUCAGUGAUGUCUAAAAUCAAUCAUUGAAGCUCUCUACACUGUGGAGAAUUGGAAUAAUUUUUUGGUGAAUUAGCUCUCAUGAAAAAAUUUUGAAUUCAAAAUAUAUUGAUUCAGUAAAUAAAUCUAUUAUCUUUAAAUGUUAGCAUUGGACUCUUUUAAAAGAGAAAAAUUAUUUCAGUAAUUUGUCUAAAAUAAUUACUUGUUUAGACAUAAACUAAUAAUUAAGGGUGCUAGCUUUAUUAUAUAAAAUAGUGCCUAAAACACUAAAUUUCAAUUCAGUCUAAAAUAGCAUUUCCUCCUUUUGAUUCAACAGGGACAAAAUACUCUUAGCAUUAAGCAUUAUUGUUUUUUAAACCUUGCUCAUAUUACCAUUUGAUAGAAAUUCUCAUCCUAAAGUACAAGUUGGAAAGAUGAAAAAAUAAAAGGUAGCUUUUAGAUGUCCAAAUUGAACAUAUAAAACUCACCAAAUUAAAAAAAUAUAGAUUUAGCUAUCUCAGCUUAUUUCCUGAAGUAAUAAAUGAGCUGGUUAAAUGGCUUCUCCCAUCUUAGUAAAUUCUGUUUAAAAUUCUGUCAUAGGCCAGCAGGCUCUGAGUUAUAUUUAUGAAUGUAUUUUUCUGAAAUUAAUCUCAAAAGAGGCAUUUGUUCAGAGUAAUUUUGAAGGAAGAAUUUAAAUAAAAUAUCUAGGCAAAUACCAGAAAUGACUUUUUAUUGUUUCGAGAUAAAGUCAUUCAUAUUUUGGUUUGGUUUUGUUCCAUGUUUAAAUUAUUUACAUGAUUUGAGUGGGAAAGUCCUGAAACCUUUAUCCUGUGGUUGCUUGAUAUGUGUAAUUAUUAAUGAAAUGUUCACUAGUCCCUCUUGAGGGUUAGAUUUUCAAGCACGUGUCAGGUCAAACAGUAUUACAAACCAUAUUUUGAGGUUGUGAGACAGCACAUUUGUAGAUGAAGCUUGCUGCCUGCCGUUUGCAGCCUAUUAAUGAGUGCUAGGUACCAAAUUGUAGAAAUUUCAGUUUUUAGUUAUGUUACAGUUGAGGCUGGUGAAAAAUGCAGAUGCAACUUUGUGGGAACACUGAUUCAUGUUAAGAAAAUGUAAAUAGCUGUAGCACUUUCUUACAGUUAAUUUGAAAACUUUGAAUGCUGAACCUUAUUUUGUCAGUGGUUUAUAGAUGAUUUAAAAAUGCAUGUGAUUUUAAUUUUGUAAUUGUUUUGACAAGCAUUAUUUACUUGGACAACUUUGUAGGUAGCCUUAACUUCUGGCCAGGUUUGUUUUUUAUAUAAAUAUAUAUACAUAUAUAUAUUAUGUAUGGUUGUAAAUUCAUACACUUAUCACAUGAAUGUGUUACUGUAUACAAAACUUUUAAUGCUUUAUUCUCAAAUGCUGGACUGAAAAAUGUUUUGAAAGCCUUUUAAAAAAUAUAUAUAUAUAUAUCUUUAUAAUGUUCAGGAUGAUGGAAAUUGUUUAUAUUGUUAUGAUAGAAAUGACAGUAUAAUGUUACCCAGUGUAUUUAAUGAUUUAUUUGAAGGAGAGGAAGAAGGUUCUCAUACCACUUCCUCCUUUGAGAUUUUCAGUAUAUUGACUUUUUAAAAAUUAAUACUUCAGGCAGUAGACAUUUUUUCAGUAUCAUUUAAGUGAUAUCCUAUGUGAUGAAUAGCUUCUGGCCCAUAGUUAAUUUGGUCUGAAUAUUUGGGUUUUUGUAAUACCUUUCAACUUGACAUUCAGAGAAUUGAAUAAAGGAAAGAGGCUCAGAGUAGAAGGAUUGACACUCUGGUAAGUUUAUUAGCAGCUUUUGCAUCUCUGUAGAAUUACCCUUUGGAUUCCUUGUUCACACUCAAGUUCUCUUUCAAAUGUGACCAGACCAUAUUUGUGUGGGAGCAGGACUACAGAGUGAUACAUGUACAGGUAAAACCUUCAUUUUAAUACUUGGAGUCACAUAAAUCUUCUCAAAGAGUGUUUUGUUGUAGACCGUGCUAUUUGUGCCCAGCCCUGCCCACUCCCUGCUAGGCCCUGAAUUCACAUACAGAAGAGUGGUCUUUCUCUCUUGCAUGAAGUGUACAUAGGGGGUUGGGGAGAGGCAAAGACACCUUUGAAAUCAAAGAGCACAGUCUAAUCCAUUCCUGACCUGAUGGUUUUGUUGCUGUGGCAGAAUGUGCUAGGAAGCGCGUCACAGCAGUUCUCCGUACUGCCGUGUCGGUCCUCAGCCUCCCCUGUCCCUGCGUGCUGCGGGCGUGCUGGCCACCACCCUUCUGCAGGUCUAGCUCACGCAGCUCGUUGCACCAGGUUGCCUUUCCUAGUCCUGUCAGGCCGUGGGUGGGUGUGAAUUGCUGAAUUAGCUGCUAUAACUCUAUGGAGUCAGUUAAGCUUUUUCUUACUCUUUUCUGUGGGGAAGCUAUAGGGUGGGUAAAGAGGAAAUUUGGAGUGCUCAUACCUUGCUGAAAAUGUUAAAACUUCCCUGUGACAGGAUACAGCAAAUUGUAAUUAAAUAUAAACUAGAACCAGAGCUACCUCUAAGGAGUGUUUCCUCAAGCACAAAGCUCUCAGGCAUAUGAGACUCACUGUCACAGAGGGCCUCUGAUUUCUUGAGCGUCAGUGAGUUUCAGAAGUGACUGUCCUUUUGUACUCUCCUAGUUCCCUUGUAACUACAGUUUUCCCCAUUCCACACUGUGCUUAAAUGACAAAGACUCUUCUGAAAAGCCGAUUUCUGUCAAAUGAUUAGCUCGAGGUACUGUUGACUAAAGGAAAAUGUAAAACUGAGGUGGAGGUGGAGAGCUCUUUAGUUCCAGUUCUAAUAGACUUCUGAUUGAAUAAAUCCAUUCUUUUCUGGGAAAUGAUCUUUUAUAGGAAAUGGGAUGUUUUAAAUGCUUUUUUUUAAGUUGAAGGCACAACAAUUAAUGCCACUCUUGUUGCUACCCUGUGGCUGACAUGGUUUUGAUAUAGCUUUAAAACUUCUGCUACUCAGCUGGGGGUAGAGUGUUAUACCAGUGUUAAAUGUUGGCUGUAGCUUUUUGUGAUCCUUCUCUGAUUUGCAGUGUAAUAACUCCACAAGCUACAUUUUUCAGAAAGAAUUUUGUUUCAGAAAAUGCCUCUUGUUUGUCUGGGAGCAACAUGUCUUUUCAAUCACGGGAUUGACAAAUGAAAAAUAAAGUUAUUUCUUAAUCUAC